GGAUGUGCUGAUCAUUCCCCAGCAUCCGUGUAAUCAAUCCCUCUAUGGCCCUCAAAUCGCUUCUCUUGAAAUUGUCAUCCCAUUGGUGUUUUCAGACUGCACGAGCUACAAAGCCUUUAUGACAACCGUGCUCGAAGUGUCAGGUGACAUUGGCACGGUCGUUUCUACAGCUCUGGAAUAUGUCAUGCACAUGGGAUUAAUAGCCCAGGACCCUAAUAAAGUCACAAGCCUUCCAACAUCACUCGGCAUGCUUACACACGUUUUCAAAUUGCGUUAUUGUCAUUAUCGAACUAAGCAAGCACAGCGCCGCAAUGCGGGAAGAAUUCAUCCUACGACUAUCUGUUAAAAAGAUUUUCUUGAUUUGUCGCAUUAUCCAACUUCUUUUUUCUUCUGGAGAGAGCCUGGAUCCCACGUUUGGCAAAUCCACACUCGUCCAGAGUUUCGUGUACCUCGUUGUUCUCCUUUUCCGUGCGAAUAACACUGUCCCAGUGUUACAUCAAGCUCUUCACUCAUAUGCCUUCGAAAUAGCCAUGGGCAUCCAAGGACCCGCUGUGGAGGUGGAUCUUCGUGAUUACAAGAAAAGUUUUCUUGUGAUCUUAGACAUUUUCCUCGUCUACGACAAAAUCUUGACCUACGCGUACAAACGUGUGGAUGCCUGGUCUAAUGCUCUUGGACCAGAUGUGUUACCAGACGAAACCAUCCGAAAGCGUUGGUCUGCAGUUGAGACGAAGAUACGAUUAUAUGCCAGUCUCAAGUCCAGGGAGGAAAAGAUAAGGCGGCCAUCACCUGAUAAAAAGGGCUGGAUUCUACGAAACAGUGUUACUGUGGUGAUACCACAGAAGAUACUCAGCUUAGGCAAUGCUCGGAAUGUCAGGUUGUGCGGUACUGCUCAAAGCGAUGCCAGCGUGAUUCCUGGUAUAGUCAUCACAAAUGGAGCUGCAAAUUUUUGAAGGCAGCUGUUGGUUCAUCGACAUCGCACUACGUGAAACGUAGUCUCUGUCUGCUAUCUGGCAUAGAAGCUCACAUGGUCUUGUGCA
This is a messenger RNA of Suillus plorans, 1037 nucleotides long. RefSeq lists its product as uncharacterized. The record is from RefSeq and is a predicted model, not a curated record. The transcript is spliced from 3 exons. The coding region runs from base 312 to 950 and encodes 212 amino acids. Lineage: Eukaryota; Fungi; Basidiomycota; Agaricomycetes; Boletales; Suillaceae.